ACGAUGGUCAAAGUCAGUCCACACGGAGAGCUCGAGUCGAGUAGAGGCUAGUCCAGGUCAGCUGGCCGGAGAUCCAUCGAUCCGUCGAUCCCCGGCUCACCUGUCAAACGCGUACACGCACCGUCGUAUUUCUCACGGACUCUUCGGUGAUCGUUCUUGGAAAAUUCUCGUACGACCCGUUACCCGACCCGGAACAUCCUUACGCCGGGCCCUCCCAUUUUCGGCCCUCGGUCGCGUGCACGAGAUCGCGACGAGUCAGUGAAAGAGAGACAGAAAGCGAAAGAAAGAGAGAGAGAAAGAAGAGAGAGGGAGAGGGAUCGGACUUUGUCUCUUCCGUAGUACCUAUCAGUGAGAGGAUUCUUCGUCGAGCUAUCGUCGGGAACAUGAGAGCAUAGAGGAUCGAAGAGCAGUUUCAGUGCUACGGUGAAGGCUAUAGAUACAAAGAGGUGUGCAAUCGCGGUCCAAGAAUGACAGUACUAAGGAUGACCUCCCCGGUGACGCCUCCAUCGAGCAGCCCAGGUUCCAACGAGGCCCAGGCGCCCCAGGCGACUUCGAAACCGGUGCAUCGAUUGAGCUUCUCCGUCGCAGCUUUGCUGGCCGACACCAAGAAGUCGGAUUCCUCCAGACAGGAGACCUCCUCGGUGUCACCCAGGUCAUCGCCGCUCGCAUCUUACUCCCCGGUGAGACACGACCAACUGUCAGUCACGACUACCUCCACGCUGCACAAGUAUCCGACCGACUACCGAUGCAGAUACCUGUCAGUGUCCCCCGUCUUCCAGGACCACGCGCCGACCCAGUACACCUGCGACGCGUCCAGAAGCUCCCUGGACGCGCGAAACUUAACCAGGUUCCCGAAAAUCGAGGUUGACAGGGUGGAAUCCCCCAAUCAACGUUCCAGAACCCUGGACUACGUGGUCCAAACGUCCACCGAGGCUGGGUCCACGUCCGAAGUGGUAGCCUGUUCCUCGUCGCCCAAGAUCUCGACAGCCAGUCACGCGGAAUUCGGAUCUCAGUCGCCGAGGAGCAGCUCGCACGAGGCCAGGUCCAGGUGCUCGGAGCCGGAAGACAUCGACGAGGAAGACGAGAACAGUCUAGUGGACGUGGAAGACCUGCAGCAUCAGCACCAGGGCAGCAGUCCCACGCCGGUCAGACCCACGCCGGCCUACAUCGGCGGAUUUUCCAGUCUGGGCAGCAUCUCCGGCAUCCCGGCCGGGCUGCACCCCGCGGUCUGGGGCGGCGGGCACCAGGGUGCAGCCGCAGCCGCAGCCGCGGCCGCCGCUGCGGCCACCGCGAGCUUCUUCCCCUCGCACUUCUCUCAUCACGCGCCUCUGAACGAGAACGGAGAACCGGCCAAGAUCAAGUGCAACCUGAGGAAACACAAGCCGAACCGGAAGCCGAGGACGCCUUUCACCACGCAACAAUUGCUAGCUCUCGAGAAGAAGUUCACCGAAAGGCAAUACCUCAGCGUGGCGGAGAGGGCAGAGUUCUCGUCCUCUCUUCAUCUCACGGAGACCCAGGUGAAGAUCUGGUUUCAAAAUCGUCGCGCGAAAGCGAAGCGCAUGCAAGAAGCGGAGAUCGAGAAAUUGCGGAUGUCGGCGGUCAGGCAGCACCACACGACCCUCUACGGCUCUCAUCCGGGCCUCUUGGCACCGGCCAGCCUGUAUCCCGUCGGGAUGCUGUCUCACCCGGGUCUCACGCCGCAUCAUCCCAUCUCUCAGCACCCGUCCAGGGAAUGAGAACAGCGAGAGCAGCCGGAUAAUCGUCACGACCGGUAGUGAACCGACCUGCCCUACGAACUGCCAUUCUCCCGCGAAUUCGCUGUCACGGGUCAGCCGUGACCCACGGGAUCCGCGGUGAAAUUGGAAGAACACGGAGAUUUGCGAGUUGCAAAGAGUCGAGAGAAGAAGUCACGGUAAUCGGAGCAGAGUGCGUUUAUUGACCGUGAAAAGAGGGAAAUACGCCAAGUGCAGACUCGAGAAACGCGUCACUGGGUUUGGUUACCCAGAGUGCAUCGUGCGGAGGUGCCUGAGGACGCGGGUACCUGCGAUACGCUUGCGAGGAGUCUGACCAAAGUGGAACGCGUUUUGCGAGCAAAAGAGGCUGGAUUUUGUAAGAACUUUGGACUCCAGCCUUCGAAUCGAACUGUCGCGUCGUUAACGACUGAAACUCGUCCGGCGAGAGGCGAGGGACGAAGCCAAAAGAACGAGGAGGUCGCUUCCAUGGGGAGCCAUGGUGUAUCGUGAAUCUGUGCCAAUAUCAGACACGCUGUUGCUCCGCGUGUCAUGUACAUAGAGUGUAAAUAAUCGUCGUUCUCGAGUUGAAAGUUCACGUAGUCCUGUAAAUACCGAUUAGCUUGUCCUCCAGGGAUCGGUGGAUCGAAGCUGCCGAGUCUGUUUUCCAAUUUUGUAUAAAUGUAAAACCGUC
Messenger RNA from Eufriesea mexicana, 2424 nucleotides. Its product is annotated as muscle segmentation homeobox protein Drop. The transcript is spliced from 3 exons. Bases 468 to 1736 code for a protein of 422 amino acids. Gene Ontology annotation, cellular component: nucleus. The record is from RefSeq and is a predicted model, not a curated record. Gene Ontology annotation, molecular function: RNA polymerase II transcription regulatory region sequence-specific DNA binding; DNA-binding transcription factor activity, RNA polymerase II-specific. Lineage: Eukaryota; Metazoa; Arthropoda; Insecta; Hymenoptera; Apidae. Gene Ontology annotation, biological process: regulation of transcription by RNA polymerase II; embryonic morphogenesis.